AUGACAAUCCAUACUUGGAAGCAGUAUUCAGAGACCCAUAAGUUCUGGGGAACUCAACCUGUUGGGCACUUUAAGGAUAUCAAAGACGCGAUUUUGCCUCAAGGGCCAAUUGAGCCCGCAACUUUGGUAUCUAAGGUUAAGCAAGAGCCAUACAACCUUCUUGGUCAAUUCGAAUGGACCACAUGCGAUUUGAACUCUGAUGAUUUGUGUUCAGAGGUAUACAACUUUCUCAAGGAGAACUACCCUGAUGACGGAUUUGUGUUCAAGGCUGAUUACUCCAGAGAGUUUCUAAGGUGGGCACUGUGUCCACCUGGUUACUACCAGAGCUGGCAUAUUGGAGUCCGUGUCAAGACCUCGAAGAAACUAGUUGCUUUCAUCGGUGGCGUGCCAGUAAGAAUCAGGGUGCGUGAUGAGGUUAUUAAAAUGGCAAAGAUCAUGUUCUUGUGUGUUCACAAGAAGCUCAGGUCUAAGGGACUUGCUCCUGUCAUGAUAAAGGAGGUGACUAGAAGGGUUCACUUGCAGAAUAUAUGGCAAGCUGCUUAUACCUCACGUGAUGUACUUUCUAGACCACUUACCACCUGCCGAUACUGGGGCAGAUUAUUGAACCCGAAGAAGAUUAUCGAUGUUGGGAUAACAAGUCUUAGUAAAAGAAUGACUAUGAGCAUGGCCAUCAAAGUUAACAAAUUACCAGAUGCACCAAUCACUCCUGGAUUUAGGGGAAUGGAACGACGUGAUGUCCCAGUUGCUACAAAGUUGCUCAGGAACUACCUUUGCCAGUUUGGAGUUGCGGCUGACUUUGAUGAAAACGAUGUCAAGCACUGGCUCCUCCCCCGGGAAAAUGUCGUCUACAGUUACUUAGUAGUAAACCCUGAAACUCAUGACGUCACUGACUUCUGCAGCUUCUACAGUGUCCCUGCAACUAUCACCAGCAACAGGAAAUACACAACAUUGGAAUGUGCUUAUUCUUACUACAAUGUCGCGACAGUAACCUCAUAUCCACAGCUAAUGAAGGAUGCACUAAUCAUCUCUAAGCAAAAAGGUUUUGAUCUGUUAUACGCGUCAGAUGUGAUGCACAAUGAGAGUUUCUUCAAAGAGUUGAGGUUUACUCCAGGAAAUGAACCGUUUCACUACUAUCUCUAUAAUUACCGUUUGAGAAGUUCACUGAUCCCAUCAGAACUUGGGCUAGUUUUCUAGUACUGUUAAAACUCCUACAGCUCCCGAAUGUGAGCAACCAAUGUGUAGCCUAAGAUUCAUAUUCCUAGAUAUCUUUUGCAACUAAUAUGAACAAGAGGAAAGUUUAAAUCUUAGAUUCCUAUUUUCCUAUUCCAAGAUUCCUAU
Molecule: messenger RNA, 1338 nt
Organism: Camelina sativa (false flax)
Lineage: Eukaryota; Viridiplantae; Streptophyta; Magnoliopsida; Brassicales; Brassicaceae
Source: RefSeq, a predicted model, not a curated record